GAACGUCAACAGGAGGACAUUAUGCCAACAUACAGAACUACAAGACUCAGUAAAGUACAGCUGAAUGAUUUGAGGGAAUUACAUGCUUAAGUGCGACGUAGUGCGCGAUAAUUAGCCCGUUUGUUGGUGAAACGUUUUCUUGCGAACAAAGGAACGGUUUCCACGACGGUAUUUAUUAAUAGACAGCCGCGGAGUUAAGUCUGAUCUCAUACACGCAAGCAUUAGAAACACACUGCGCGUAAAAUACCCGCAGGUCCGCGGCAAAAAAAAAGAAAAGAAAAAUGCUGCAUAUAUUUCGACUUACUUCCUUCGCUAUUUGUGUGUGGGGAAUUGAGCGAACCUGUUCUAGUUUUUUACUGGCCCAAGGAGCAGGGGAAAAGCGCGAGGUAUUUUAUGUGGAGGUAGAUCUGAGAGCGAAUUUGCUGGCCCAUCCCCCGCAGGUCUUACUGGCGUCGAGUCGCCGUCCCGUCCGCACUCGGAGCUCCGUUCCGUGCCUUAAAUUGAGCCUACCCUCUCUAGCAAGAAAUGUGCUUUCAACCUGAUCAUAAACUUGGUUUGAAAAGAGAGCCCCGCCCACCCUCUGGUUCUUAUUCUACGACAGCUUUAAAACAGCAGCUUUCCAGUCUUGCGAUUAGAACAAGGAAACGCAGGGAAGAACUGCACAUUGUCCCUUCUAAUGCAGUAAUCGAACGCAAUUGACUGAAAAAUCUGGCGGAAUCUACAAGUUUUUAUUUGCGAAGAAAGACGACACUUCCUAGAAAUAAGCAUGGAUUUUUUAAAUCACAACUAUUUGAACGCUCGCUCCCCUUACGACUACACAUUCAAUUUCUGGAACGACUAUUUGGGUCUCUCGACGUUGGUCACGAAGAACAAGAACAGCGCGCCCCAAAGUCCCAAUUCCAUCACGGAGUCUCUGAAAGCGACUCUGGGCUUGGACGAUUCCCCGGCGUGCUCGUGCGUUAUCGGGGGCAGCAGCGAAGGUGGACACUUGGAAUGCUGCUGCCCUUCCGCGAGUCCUCCGCCUACCUCCAUCCUCGAUUUGAAAGAGCGCUUCUCCAUUUUUAGCCCUUUCCAGAACCAAAGUGCCGGCGUGCCACAGCAGGACAGAGAAUCCGGUUUUGGAGGGAGCUUCGCCGGUUUCGACCUUUUCGGCAUGGAGCGAAAGAUGCGCAAGCAGACGCCGAGGAAUAAGCAGGAACCCAAGAUCUGCGUCUUCUGUCGGAAUAAUGGAGCGCCCGAGGAGGUGUACGGCUCCCAUGUACUGAAAACGCCAGACGGGAGGGUCGUUUGUCCCAUUCUCAGGGCUUAUACUUGUCCCCUAUGCAGUGCCAAUGGGGACAAUGCCCAUACCAUAAAAUACUGUCCGCUUUCCAAAGAUCAGCCCGCACAACGGCCACUUAAGGGAGGGAGAGCGGUGGGGGGUAAGAGGCUCAAAAUAUUCUAAGUAUAUCGUGACAAUUACGGAGAAGCAAACUCAAUCUAAUAAUUGCACUGAAUGUUUUCCAGACGACUGUUUUGAUUGCGGCUUUCCCUGGUCAUAACUAUACAAUAUCCAAUUUGACGCAAAGAUAAAUAGGAAAAACAUACCCCGUGCAUCAGCCCUCAAAGUGUCAUUGUCAGUUGAGAAUGAUCUAUUUGCGUGGUUGAUUAAUUUUACUUCACGAGAAGCAUUUAAACGCUACAUGGCACAGUUGUCGCACUGUUCAUAACAUGCACCUUCAUUCAUUAUCACGUUUUGUGAAUAAACGCUAGUAUUUUUAAUAGAGGGUACUAUGACUGUUUGCGUACGGAGAAUAGUAUCUUAGUUUCCCGGAUGCAUUUUGUAUUAUUGUAUUAGAAGCAUACCUUUAUUGUCGCUUGUCUUAUGAACCAAAGUUUAGUUAAUUUUUAAAACGAGAACGAAUGUUUCCAUUCUGCAUUUUACACUGAAGCUAGAUGUCAGUCCCUGUUACUUACCAGGGAUGUGGGCGUUGUUCUUUAAGCAACCUCUUUCAGCCACCUCAGUCCAUAAGACGGUUUCACCCUUGUUCUGAAGAAAAAGGCCAUUACAUACAACAUCCGCUUUAAAAGUAAACAAAUAUCCACCUAAACAAAGGGUACUCUCUUGUCUUAGAGUAACUUCAAAAUGAUCGCAUGCAUUGCCAAAUGACUUCAAAAUCAUUACACUCAUUCAUAGCGGUUUACAAUGCUAUACCUUUUAAAGUAGAUAAUAAUGAAGAACGUAAGUGGAGGUAGGCUACUCAUGUUUACAAACCCGACAGCGGGUAAAACACUGGAUGUUAGUGUCUUUUGAAGAAUAUCGAAUCCAUAUGGCUUUCCUCCAUAGAACAUUGCCAUUCAUGAGUUUUACAAGCGGUUCCCACCUACAAUAUUUAAAACAAGAUGGGGGAGAUGCGCGGAGCGCUUUACAAAACACCGUAAAAGUCCGGGAACAAAUGCAGUAAUUCUUUUCUUGUGAAAUGCUGAAGUCCUAUAGCACGAAUGAAUGUCAUUAAAGAAGCUUUUUUGGAACAAUGUACUAUCCCUUUUUGCAUUAUUUACGAGAAUGAAUCCAAAAAGAUGCAAAAAUGUUGUGAAUGUAAAAUAAAGUGAAACGUGACACUUGGAGAGACUGCACAUUUCUGACAGUUAUGUUUACCAAAGGAAUACAGUAACUUUAAUGAAAUAAGGAAAAAAGUAAUAGAUUUUCUGUAUUGUAUAUACAAAGUGUGUAUUGUUUAUUCAGUAUUUUAACAUUAUAAUAACUGACUUAAGAGGGUACUACCUCAACAGAAUUUUCAAAUAAUUACAAAUUUGUACUUAUAUGUAAAAUGUCAACAUUUGCAGUUUAUAAAUAUAGUGCUGCCAUUUAUAAUAAGGGUUUUUAAUAGUAUUUUUUGGAUCUUUGUAUUACAUAAUUGUAUAUUUCCUUUGUUGCAUUAUACAUUUGAAAGUCAAUUUCCGAUAAGCUCUAAGCAUUGUUUGCCAAAAGGCAAGAGUUGUAAAUAAUAAUAUCCAUAUGUUCUUUGAAGUUGUGUCGUCUUGAUGUUUCGCUGUUUUUUGGAGAGUGUAAAUGAGAGAAUGAAUUAUGUUUAAGGCAAUAUCCAAAUUUGCCAGUUUUAAUUGCCAUUUUUAAUUAAAAGAAAAACGAGAAACAACUGUUGAAUUUUGUUAUUUAUAUUUUGUCACUUACUGUAUGCUGCAGCGCAGAAUGCUAACAAAAUGAAAUCACUACAGAAAUAAACAGCUUAUCAAAUAUUUUAAAUCA
Molecule: messenger RNA, 3247 nt
Organism: Anguilla anguilla (European eel)
Lineage: Eukaryota; Metazoa; Chordata; Actinopteri; Anguilliformes; Anguillidae
Product: nanos homolog 1-like
Exons: 2
Coding region: 767-1444 (225 amino acids)
Biological process (GO): oogenesis; negative regulation of translation
Cellular component (GO): perinuclear region of cytoplasm
Molecular function (GO): mRNA binding; zinc ion binding
Source: RefSeq, a predicted model, not a curated record